AUGCACGUCUACAGCUCACCUCCAACCCAUCACGACGCCAGCGCGGCUCAAGGACUCUUCGACAAUGAUACCUCCAGUGACAGGCUGAUGGGCUCUUCCGAACUCCCCAUCAGCGAGUCGCCAUCUCUCGAAGCCCUCGAGCUUGUCGACGAAUCUAUGGGCAGAGUCGCAGUCAACCUCGAAAGUGGAGAUUGGGAACCCAACAUUUCCUCUGCAGCGACCUCUCCCCUUUCAUCUCUCUCCGACUUGGACUUUGAGGAGCUGGAUCGGCGAACCACGAGAGGAGUCUCCGACGAGAAAGCGCAGGCUAUGAAGACGAGUACACAGCCAACUCCCGAAACCGUUGAGGUCUCCGACGAGGAGCAGACAGCGCAUGCCACCGAGACGAGUACACGACAGCCAACUCCCGAAGCCGCUGAGGUCUCCGACGAGGAGCAGGCAGCGCAUGCCACCGAGACGAGUACACGGCAGCCAACACCAGACCCUGGAUGUGUCUCUGCGGAAGAGGACGUCGCGCAGCCCACUGAGAUACGCUACCGGGCCAGCUCAACGGCAGCCGCUUCCAAGAAGCCGGGGACAAGUCUUCCAUGUUGGCUUGAUGACUCCAAAAGAUUCCCCGCGAAAGACCCUUGCCACAACAACCCCCGCGAGCAGCAACAAUAG
Molecule: messenger RNA, 663 nt
Organism: Verticillium nonalfalfae
Lineage: Eukaryota; Fungi; Ascomycota; Sordariomycetes; Glomerellales; Plectosphaerellaceae
Exons: 2
Coding region: 1-663 (220 amino acids)
Source: RefSeq, a predicted model, not a curated record